CACAGAUUUGUUCCUCUGCUCUGUUGGCUGCAUGUGUCAUCGCUGUGAUAGUUUUUUUUCGCGUAUUAUUGACCCGAUUUUUAUACACUUUUAUUUAACUCGUGUAAUCAAAAAAUAAAGUAAAUAAUGUCCGGAGUAGAAUACGUAACCUCUCAAAGUUAGCGGUAUUGAGCAUCGCAAAGGUUUUUGUUUUUCUUUUUUUCUUUUGUGACAGUGAACAUGGGAAAGAAAAGAGGGAAAGAUAAGAGCAGCAGAGGGGACGAUGAAUUUGACCUGACAGGUCCGUCCUGUAGGCAUAUAAAGAAGGGGACAGAACAAACUCUUCUAAAGAAACUCAGUGGGAAUAUUGAAUUGGUUAGCUGCCAGGACUGUAAGCAUGAAGAAAAUGAAGAAGAUGAUAGCAACAGCCUGCCACAAGACUCUGAGGAGGAAAACGAAACAGCAACCGUAUGGAUGUGCUUGAAAUGUGGCCACAGGGGAUGUGGGAGACACAGUGAGAAUCAGCAUGCGAUCAAACAUUAUGAGACUCCGCGGUCAGAUCCACAUUGCCUGGUGGUUAGCAUGGACAACUGGAGUGUAUGGUGCUACAUAUGUGAUGAGGAAGUCCAGUACUCCAAAACUGGACAUUUGGCUCAGCUGGUGACCAAUUUAAAAAAGCAGACCACUGCAGAUUCUAUUAAGAGACCACAGAAAAGAGUGAAAGAGGAAGACGUCUCAAUGGAAGUUGAGCAAAAGACUGUGACUGUAAAUGCAGAUGAAAGUGAGGACAAGGAGAACAAAGAAAUCAAAGAAAUCAAGAACGACCAUAAGAAAAACCCCAAGAAGGAGAGUGUUGGGAAAUCACAGAAUUCGAGCAAAACUGAAGACAAAAGUGGCGUUUCAGUAAAAGGGCUGAGUAACCUGGGAAACACUUGUUUCUUUAAUGCAGUCAUUCAGAAUCUCUCUCAAACGCAGCUCCUAAGGCAAACUCUCAACAAAGUGACAGGAGAGAACAUGAAAAUUGACAUUAAUCCUGGUGCCUCCUCAGAUUUGGAGCCUGUUGUAGUGCAUUUAGAACACCCUGGAUCUCUGACUGUGGCUAUGUGUCAACUACUCAAUGAGAUCCUGGAAACAAAGAAGGGUGUGGUAACACCUCGGGAGUUGUUUACACAAGUCUGUAAAAAAGCUGCCAGAUUCAAAGGGUUCCAGCAGCAAGACAGCCAAGAGCUGCUACGCUACCUUCUGGAUGGGAUGCGUGCUGAAGAGAUCAAAAGAGUGAGCUCAGGGAUCAUGGAGGCAUUGAAACAGUCAAGGAAAAGCACAGAGGGAGAACAGCUGAAGACAUUAGUUAAGGAGUAUGAAAAACACUCGUCUCCAAAAAACUUUGUGGACCAAGUGUUUGGAGGGGAGACGACGAGCACUAUAAUGUGUCAGCAGUGUGAAACGGUUUCUGUCGUCACAGAAAUGUUUUUGGAUCUCUCUCUUCCUGUUUCUGAUGAGACAUAUAGAAAGAAGAACCAGAAAAAAGUAAUCCAGAGGACUAGCGAGUCAAGCCAGGAUGGGAGAAACAGCCCUCUGACCAAUGGAAAUGAGGACGCUUCUGUUGGAGGAGGUAGCAAGUACCAGCAGAAGAAAGCCAAGAAGCAGGCAAAGAAGCAAGCAAAGCAUCAAAAGAGGCAGCAGAAGUUUGAGGGCAGGGUCACUCUGGACACUCUGGCAACUCCGAGCAAUGCAGAGGAUGAACAGACCGAUCCUUCUGCAGAUUCAGAUGCAGAUGUAGAGAAAAAUGGUGAGAGUGAGACAAAUGAAGGAGUCUUAUCGAGUGAAGGAAACUCUUCACCAAGUGCUAAUCAGGGUGCACAGAACCUGGACACUGACCAGGGUGAGAAAGAAAUUGAAGAGGAUGUCAAUUCAGAAACCGUCAACAACCGUUUCACAGUCUUAUCAAAUGAGCAGGACUCAAAGGACAGCCUCUUAAACAAUGACAUGGAGCAGGAGGGAGAAGAUGAGGCACAGCUGGUGAAUGAGAUGGAGAAAGUUACUCUUGACAAUGCCUUCAUAGAGGAUUCCGACUCUGUGGAACAGAGUGAGGAAACUGACGAUGAGCCACUGGAGAGUAAAGAGUACACUGUAGUAAACCAGGAUCCAGAAUUGGCCUUCCAAGCUCUGGCCACGAGAACAUCCCCAGAGAAACAGGAGUGUUCAGUACAGUCAUGUCUAUUUCAGUUCACAGAGGUGGAAACGCUCACACAGACCAACAGCCUGCUGUGUGUCACUUGCACUAAACGACAAGGGAACAAAGACAAAGCUGCGGGAUCCAAGAAGAACGUCUACACAGAUGCCUUGAAGCAAAUGUUGAUCUCCUCUCCUCCACCAGUGCUUACCCUUCAUUUAAAGAGAUUUCAACAGGUAACAGCAGUUAUAUUGAUUGGGUACAGUAUUUGUAAGGUGAACAGACAUGUCCAAUUCCCCCUGAUACUGGAUCUCGCUCCUUUCUGUGGCGUUAAAUGCAAGAACAUGACAGAAGGAGACUCUCAGAUUGUGUACAGUCUGUAUGGUAUUGUGGAGCACAGUGGAACAAUGAGGUCCGGUCACUACACAGCCUACGUGAAAGUUCGACCUGAGUGCCCCAAAUCCACAACCAAUGGGCUUUCAGUCGAAGGAAGAGAUCCAUCCAGUGGAUCCUGGUUUCACAUCAGCGACACCAGCGUUACGCCUGUGAGCGAGAGCAAAGUCCAGAGUUGUCAAGCCUACCUCCUCUUCUAUGAAAGGAUCCUCUAAUAAAAAUAUACCUCACUACUCAGGAAAUCUUAACAAGCCAACCCUCUCCCGCUGUUGCCUCAGCUUCCAUGGAUGUCGACCAACCGCCUGUUUUAUCAGUGACUGAAACUGGGGUGUGAUGACAUUAAACUGAUUAUACACAAUGGACGUUUGACAAUGCUGACAUUUUCAUCACUUUUGUGUUUGAUGGUUUUCCAGGUCCCAAAAAGAACAACUGUAUGUAUCUCACACUUGUAGUAAUAGGACAAGGUGAGGUAUUAAAGGCCCAGUGUGUAAGAAUUAGAUGUGACUGCAUCUUUUAACAAACAGAAGACUCCUCUUUUCCAUGUGUCAGGGAAUCAUGGUGGCCUUCACAUAUUGGAAAGGAUUUUCUUUUUUCAUUUUCAUGGCAAUAAUGGUUUGUUAUUGCAUUAUUAUUAUUAUUAUUAUUACUAAUGGUUUGGGUUGCCAUAGAAACAAAAAUGGAAGCCUCUAUUAAACAAGGCCCUCCACAAAAGUACAUGUGAAGGGCUUAUUUUAAGAAACCCCCCCUCAAUAAAUGUUUUGUUUACAAAUAUACUUAUUAGUAUUUUAUUGCAUUUAUGCAAUUACACCCUCCUGUGUGUUACACACUGAACUUUUAAACUAAUUAUGGACAAGGUUAACAAUUUUAUUAUAUAAGUAUUUUAGGUCCCACACAGAACAGAUGUAUUUGUCUAUCACUCAUGGGACAAGGUGGGGCCUGGAAGUCGAGAUUCACAUUUAAGAUAUUGUGAUAAUUGAUUUACCAAUUUCAGAAUAUAAAUCGAAAUUGAUUUAUUCAAUAAAAUAUUUAUAUGUUACUUUUUAACACAAUAAAGACGGGAAUGCUCCCAAAAGACCCUC
Messenger RNA from Solea solea (common sole), 3624 nucleotides. It is a transcript of the gene usp16, whose product is annotated as ubiquitin specific peptidase 16. Gene Ontology annotation, cellular component: cytosol; nucleus. NCBI's taxonomy places the organism in Eukaryota, Metazoa, Chordata, Actinopteri, Pleuronectiformes, Soleidae. Gene Ontology annotation, biological process: regulation of cell cycle; regulation of gene expression. The record is from RefSeq and is a predicted model, not a curated record. Gene Ontology annotation, molecular function: cysteine-type endopeptidase activity; zinc ion binding; cysteine-type deubiquitinase activity. The transcript has 17 exons. The coding region runs from base 220 to 2760 and encodes 846 amino acids.